Oldenlandia corymbosa var. corymbosa is the source of this 1563-nucleotide messenger RNA. NCBI's taxonomy places the organism in Eukaryota, Viridiplantae, Streptophyta, Magnoliopsida, Gentianales, Rubiaceae. The record is from the annotation of a GenBank genome assembly.
AUGAAAAUGAACUUUCUGUCCAUCAUCUUCUCCAUUUUCGUUUCAUCCAUUAUUUUGAUUGCCUUCAUCAUAGCCUUGGUGACUGAUUUUUUAAGACGGAAGAAAUUGCAGCCACCAUCUCCAUGGAAGUUACCCUUAUUAGGUAGCCUGCAUCAUUUGAUGGGCAAUUUGCCAUCCCAUCAAAUCCUCAGGAACUUAGCCCACAAGUACGGACCUCUAAUGCACCUACAAAUAGGUGAAAUCCCAACUCUGGUUGUCUCAUCCUCACGCGUAGCCGAAAAGAUCUUGAAAACUCAUGAUCUCGCCUUUGCAGACCGUGUGGAGUUUCUCGGUAACAAAAUCACAAUGUAUGAUUGUUCGGACAUAGCAAUGUGUCAGUACGGCGAGUACUGGAGACAGAUGCGCAAAAUCUGUAUGAUCGAGUUACUCAGUGCUAAAAAUGUCCGUUCCUUCGAGCACAUUCGAAAUGAUGAGGCUUCGCAGCUCAUUUCAUCUUUGAAGGCGGCUGGCGGCGGCGCCGCUGCCUCUGGUGGUGCUGUUUCAGUCGAUUUAACGGAAGAAUUGCGCAAAUACUCGAAUAAUAUGGUUUCCAGGGCGGCAUUUGGUAGAGUGAACGAAGAAGAUAGAGAUGCAUUUCUAAAGUUACUGGCAGAUAUGGCUUCCAGCGAGGCUACACUGGAUGUUGUUGACUUGUUUCCGUCACUUAAGAUUCUUCAUCCCAUCCUUUCGAGAAGGAAUGAGUUCAUGAAGAUACGAAAUAUUUAUGAUAGAAUUAUGGACAGAAUUAUAGAUCAACAUUGCAAAAACUUCGCCAGGACAAAGCAGGGAAUGGGGGAGUCAGGCCAAGAAGAUCUUGUUGAUGUUCUGUUGAGAGUCAAAGGAAGUGGUGAUCUUCAAGUCCAGAUCAGCAACGAUAACAUCAAAGCAGUCCUCAUGGAUGUAUUUAUAGGGGCAACGGAGAAUCCAUCUGCAAUAAUGGAAUGGGCAAUGUCAGAGAUGAUAAGACACCCAAAUGUGAUGGCAAAGGCACAAAGUGAAAUAAGGAAUGCUUUUCGAGGAAAAGAAAAGGUCCGAGAAGCUGAUGUUCAGGAAUUGAAGUAUCUAAAACUAGUAAUUAAGGAAACUUUACGCUUACACCCCAUUGUCCCACUCUUGGUUCCCAGGAAAUGCAGAGAGAAAUGCGAAAUUGAUGGAUAUGAAAUCCCCAUCAAUACCAUGGUGAUGGUGAAUGUCUGGGCAAUCGGAAGGGAUCCCGAGUAUUGGAAAGAUCCCGAGAGCUUCAAACCAGAAAGAUUCGAAAAUAUUUCAGCAGAGUUUUCUGGGACGAACUUCCACUAUUUACCAUUCGGCGCAGGAAGGAGAGUUUGCCCUGGAAUUUCGUUCGGUUUAGCCAAUGUCGAGCUUGCUUUAGCCCUUUUGCUCUAUCAUUUUGACUGGAAACUCCCAAAUGGCCUAAACUGUGAUGAGUUGGACAUGAGUGAGUCUGUUAGAAUAACCGUGAUGAGGAAAACUAACCUUCAAUUGUUAGCUACCUUACGUGAUGAUCCAUCACUUGAUAUUUGA